AUGAGUGACAAACUACCUAGGGCAGAUGAUUUGGAUGCCACAUGGAAUUUCGUGGAACCAGGUAUCGGGCAGAUCUUGGGCCGAGAUGAAGCCCCUUCUGUUGGUAGAGUCCAAAAAGUACUAUCCGCUACGAUGUACAUGGAUGUUUAUACAGCAAUUUAUAACUACUGUGUUAACAAGUCGCGGUCAACAGGACAUUUCCAAUCGGAUGUAUCUCAAAGACAGUCGAAUCAAUCUUCGAUUCUAAUUGGUGGUGAAAUUUAUGAAAAGUUAAAGACUUAUCUACAUGAUUAUGUUGUUGGUUUACAGAAGGAAGAGUAUGAGUCGUUUUUGCAAUUUUAUCUAAGACACUGGAAAAGGUUUACGAUUGGCGCUAUAUUUUUGAAUCAUGCCUUUGAUUAUAUGAAUAGAUACUGGGUGCAGAAAGAAAGAAGUGACGGGAAAAGGAAUAUAUUUGAUGUUAAUACUCUUUGUUUAAUAACAUGGAAGCAGGUGAUGUUUGAUAAGAAUUGCAAGGGGCUAGUUGAGGAAAUACUACAACAGUUGACGUACCAACGAGACGGCAAAAUUGUCAAUCAGACAGAUAUUACAACGGCUAUCAAAUCUUUUGUUGCAUUGGGUAUCGAUCCUUCUGAUUUAAAGAAAUUGAACUUGAAUGUUUAUAUUCAAAAUUUUGAAUCAGAGUUUUUGAACAGUACCAGAGAUUACUACAGAAAGAUGUCCCAGGAGUAUUUACAAUCACACAGCGUAACGGACUAUAUAUUCGAGGCACAUUCGAGGAUUGCGGAAGAGGAGAGUAAAAUGGUCUUAUAUUUAGAUGAUCAUACCAAGAAGCCACUAUCUGACACUUUAAAUGAAGUACUAAUCACAGAACGUGCCGAAGAAUUAAAAAAGGAGUUCAUAUUAUUGCUGAAAUCCAGGGAUGAAAAUAAAAUUUCUACCCUCUAUAAGUUAAUGCAAAGGGACUUUUCGUUAUUACCGGAGCUUGCAAAAUCAUUUGAGGAACACGUUAAAGAGGUUGGUCAUUCGGAAGUCAGUUAUUUGUUACAUAAACAUAAAGAAGCCCAAAAUUUGGAUACUGGCAAGAAACCCGUGGCAUUGCCACCAAGAGAUUACAUCAAAACUUUGAUUGACGUCUAUACCAUUUUCUCAAAAAUUUCCCAGGAAUGUUUCAAGAAUGAUUCUUUGUUUACUAAAGCCGUUGACAACGCAUCUCGUUAUUACAUUAAUAACAAUGAGUUUGCUCUAGCUCCCGGUUCUUCUAAGAACGCCACAUCUAAGACCCCGGAAAUGUUGGCCAAAUACAGUGACCAGCUAUUAAAGAGGAGUAAAAUUGGUACUGACAGUGAUACAGAUAUGUCUGUGGAUGAAAUUAUGAAGAUCUUUAAAUUCUUGACUGACAAGGACGCCUUUGAGUAUCAUUACAGAAAGAACUUCGCCAAAAGGCUAAUCCAUGGCACAUCUACAUCCGAAGAAGAUGAAGAAUUAGUGAUUCAAAGGUUACAAAGUGAGAACAGCAUGGAAUAUACAGGCAAGAUAACAAAAAUGUUUCAAGAUGUUAGACUAUCUAAACAACUCGAUCAGGAGUUUGAUAAGUUGGUGAAAAGUGAAGCGGACUAUUCCAAAGAAAAAUAUCCAGAGUUCCAACCAUUUGUUCUUGCAGAAACUAUGUGGCCGUUCCCUUACCAGGAAGUUGAUUUCAAACUACCCCAAGAGCUAGUUUCAGAACAUUUUAAACUAGUUGAUCUAUAUGUCAAAAAACACAGUGGCAGAGUACUAAAGUGGUUGUGGCCGUUAUCCCGUGGUGAACUUAGGGCCGAUAUUGGUAGACCAGGAAGGCCCCCAUUCUAUUUCACAGUCACAUUGUUUCAAAUGUCCAUUAUAUUAAUGUUUAACAGAAACGACAUGUUGACAUUCGAGCAAAUCCAAGAGGGUACCAACUUAACUACACAACACAUAAUCUUUUCCAUGAUUCCAUUCAUUAAGAUGAAACUACUACAGCAAACGCCACCUGGCUUGGAUAAUAUGGGUCAACCAGGAACCCAGUACAAACUGAAUACACCAUAUAAGUUGGCAAAAAGCAAGGUAAAUUUCGCAGCCGGUGUAAAAGGAGAUAUAGGUCUUUCCAUGCCUGGCAAGCCUGAUAGUCUAGACUCCGAAAACAUCGACAAAGAAUUAAAUAAAGAGCGACAACUUUUCCUAGAAGCCUGUAUUGUCAGAAUAAUGAAAGCUAAAAGACGUCUUCCUCAUGCAACCUUGGUCAAUGAAUGUAUCGCAGAAUCCCAUCAACGAUUCAAUGCCAAGGUUUCACUCAUUAAAAAAGCCAUUGACAACUUAAUCAGUAAAGAAUAUCUCCAGAGAAGUGAUGACGGCGAGUCAUAUGACUACCUAGCAUAA
Molecule: messenger RNA, 2397 nt
Organism: Eremothecium cymbalariae DBVPG#7215
Lineage: Eukaryota; Fungi; Ascomycota; Saccharomycetes; Saccharomycetales; Saccharomycetaceae
Gene: CDC53
Product: cullin CDC53
Exons: 1
Coding region: 1-2397 (798 amino acids)
Biological process (GO): protein ubiquitination; SCF-dependent proteasomal ubiquitin-dependent protein catabolic process
Cellular component (GO): SCF ubiquitin ligase complex
Molecular function (GO): ubiquitin protein ligase binding
Source: RefSeq, a predicted model, not a curated record